Messenger RNA from Brassica napus (rape), 3209 nucleotides. RefSeq lists its product as uncharacterized. The transcript is spliced from 7 exons. Bases 1486 to 2679 code for a protein of 397 amino acids. NCBI's taxonomy places the organism in Eukaryota, Viridiplantae, Streptophyta, Magnoliopsida, Brassicales, Brassicaceae. The record is from RefSeq and is a predicted model, not a curated record.
CGUUUGCUAACUGAGCAAUUUCCAAAUCUUCUAUGUAGUUAUUAACCAUGAAAAUUUCUCUUAUUAUUUUCAAAUGUUUAUAUAAGUUCAUAAGAGUUUUUCUUUAACAUGAGUUGAUAAGAAUUAAUUCAGUGAAUAUAAGUAGAGAAAAAUGCAGUGUCUUGGAGACAGCUCUUAUUCCCUCCAUUUCGAUUUAAUUGUCAUUGUAGAAAAAAAUUUAGUUUCAAAAUAAGUUUUGUUUUAGAGUUUCAAUGCAAAAUUUAUUAAUAAGAUUUUUCAAUUUAUCUGUGUGUAUAAGCACUAGAUAGACAAUUAAAAUGGAACGGAUGAAGUAUAACUUAAUUAGUCGUGUUAAAAAAAUAGAUAACUUAGAUAACUUAAUUAGUUUAUCAUAACUGAUAUCUACCUAAGAUUUAUGGUAGUCCAUGUUAAUUUGCAAUAUGGUAAUGGUAUUGCACACAAGUAUGUUUUCGAUGUUUUGCAUUUUCGUAAAGACUGUUUAGCUAUCAUUAUUUGUUUUUUUUUGUAAACAUGUAAGACUUUAAACACGUUUAAUUGUUUUUUGGGGAUAAAUGGUUUGUUUAGUCUUUGAACAUUAUUAAGCUUAAAAAAUUAGAAUCAUUUGGCAACAAUCAGUGGAUGUAGGUAGAUGAAAUGGACUGGACAACAGCGAAAACGAAUGGACAUAAGAUUAAGCAACCGCAACAUCUAUAUAAUUGUUAAAAACCAAAUAUAUUACAACUCAAAUGAAAUGGACAUAUCCAACAUUACGUUUCUAUCAAUUUAUUUAAAUGAUAUUAUUAUCAUACAGCGCAGAAUACACCUCAUAUCGAUCGUCAAUACUGGCCUACAAUCAAAGUAGCCAUCAUCGAAAAUGUUGAUGCCUUAGCUACCAAUGCUUCAUCACUAUUGCCUAAUCUGGCAAAUGAUUGAAAUAUGUUGUAGUAUGUGAAUAAAGCAAACCCAAAUUGAAACUCUUGUUAGUGAAAGUUUGGGGUUGGAUUGGUUCCGAUAAACUAAAGUCAGAUUUAAGAAGAUAUUAUGAUUUAUAAAAAGUAAAAGUGUGAUUGAAAAUAGUAGAAAUUUUGUAUCAUUCACUUUUGCAUUAAUUUUUGCUUUUUAAUCAUUUAUUUAUUUUUCUUUUUCUGUUUAAUUUCUUUUAAUCAUUUAUUUGAAAUACUUUUAUAGGCACGAAAUACAGCAAAAUAAUCUUUUUGCAGUUUAUUAGUACAUCACUUUCGCCUCAGGAUCCACAAAAGCGUAAAAGACACUAUUUAUAGGUUCUUGGUUAGUUCAAUAUUUUCAGAUUUUAUUUAGUUAGUUUUUAGAUUUUUAUCAUAUAUUAUUAAUGGUUUCAGAUCAGUGUAGGAUAUAUCCUACAUAAAGUCCAUACCAUAGUUUUACCCCCCCAAAAAAUACAUACCAUAGUUGCUCUGCUUCGUCAUUCAUCGUUUGUAAAAUAUAUUUUAAAAUAGUUGAUUUUCCAUGAGGUCAUCCAAUAAGUUUAUUCUGCUGAUUUUGUCAACCAUAACUCUCAUCAGUUUAGUUACAGAGAGUCGAAAAACAAUACCAUCUCAAGAGAAGAAAAGAGAGUUGGAGAAACUUCUCAACCAUAUCAAUAAACCUGCGAUCAAAAGUUUCCAAAGCAAACAUGGUUAUAUACUGGAUUGCAUUGACAUUCAUAAGCAGCUAGCCUUUGAUCAUCCUUUGCUCAAGAACCAUUCUGUUCAGUUAAAGCCUACAACUAUACCUAAAUGGACAAGAGAUAACAAUACUUCUCAAAAAUCAACUUCUCUUCCAUUUCGACAAGAAGAAGACAUAAUUUGUUCACCUGGGACUGUGAUUAUUAAAAGAACUACACUUGAAGAUCUUAUACAAUUCCAACGUUUAGAAUCCUUAGGAUUGAAACCAACUUCAAAGGACAGGAACGAUGAUCCACCUGGUCAUUAUACUGCCGUUGCUCAAUACUAUGCACUCAAUUUUGGUGGAAAGGGAAACAUUAAUGUAUGGGAUCCCCAAGUCGAGCCUGAUCAAUAUAGUCUUUCAAGUUUAUAUGUCCAAGGUGGCAGUAGAGAAGACUUUGAGACCAUCUCAGCUGGAUGGAUUGUGUCCCCGAAACUGAACCAUAAUCAUAGUAGCUUAUUUAUAGCCUGGAGUGCAAACAAGAAAGGUUGCUACAAUACAUUAUGUCCCGGGUUCGUACAAGUGAGCCGCAAGUUCCCACUAGGAAGUGUUGCCAGACCAGUUUCCAAGUAUGGUGGUAAACAAUUUCAUCUAGAAAUCAGCAUAUAUCAGGAACGUCUGACAAGAGAUUGGUGGUAUGUGCUAAAGGGGGAGCCAGUUGGGUACUGGCCAAAUCCAUUGUUCAGUUAUAGUGGUUUAGCCGAGGGUGCAGAUCAUGUUUGGUGGGGAGGAGAAGUUUUCAGUGCAGAUAAAGAUAGAAUAAGCCCAAUCAUGGGAAGUGGAUUUGUCCCGCAAGAUGAUUUCGGAAAAGCAGCUUAUAUCAAUGGUCUUAGAGUGAUCGAUCGUUAUACAAGAAAAGUUAUGAUGCCACCAGCAAAAGAUUUAGUAGUAUACGCAAGCAGUCCAACUUGUUAUAACGUCAAAACGAUAUCACGUCGUGGUGAGUAUUGGUCUAGGGCUAUAUUCUAUGGAGGACCUGCAGGAUGCACUGAUUAACACCCUUAUGCUUCUAGACUCUAUUAAUUAUGUAAUUUCCUUCUUUUAGACUCAUCUCCGUAACGUUUACCGUCGAGCUCGUAGCACAAAAUGUCCCUUUAGGAAGGAAGUGAAUUACAAAAGUAUUGUUGGCACUUUUUUAUGUAUUUGGAUUAACUUUUUGGCACUAUAUUAGUUGCCAUGAUUUCCUCCAAUAAGCCCCAUCUGCUUGCUUUUGAAGUUUUGAGCAUUGGCUAGUUUAUUGCUUUGGUUUAUCAGAAACAUAUUUGGUUUAUUCUCUGAUCAGAACAAGUUUAUUUCUUUGCAUAUUUGUAGACUGGACAUGGUGAUGUAUUUGAUUGCAUUAACAUUUUUGUUUUUAACACAGAUAGCAUUAAUAUUUAUUAGCAGCUCGCCUUUGAUCAUCCUCUGUUCAAAAACCAUUCUAUUUACGUUUCUAGUCUAUAUAGCAAGUUACCUACUUUUGGACGCAAGUAGAAAUUCUUACAAGAUUUAAUUUUCUGUAUAGAUUAGCAUUAGCUAAUUUUAUA